CCGGCAUGUGUAACCUGUAACCUUUUAGUGUCGUUGUAAAAUGAAACAUUAGUUCUGUUGUUUUCACACCUAAUCCUUGAAAUUACUUGCAAUGAAUUAGGUAAUCGCUCAGUCUUUCCUAUGACCCAAAGGCAGUCGGAGUGAUUUAUUCUGAUAUGACAUUACCACAACAGCAACAGUGAAGACUUCAAAACGAAGAAAUGCAUCAACAGGCCUGUGCUCACGCGCAGCGAGUGAUAUCUAUGUUGAACCGACAGAGGGAACUGGGUCAGUUCUGUGAUGUGGUGCUAAGUGUCGGUCCAGGACAGGUGUACCCCGCCCACCGUAAUAUCCUUGCUUGUUUCAGCCAACUGUUUCAAGAUGCCAGCUCAAACACAACUCCAAACAUGGAGGUUCACCUCCCUCAGGAAUGUCCCUCUGAUGGACUGAAACUCCUUUUAGACUUUUUCUAUACAGGUGAACUGAAGCUGGAAAAUGUUAGCUGGGAACGGGUUCAUGGUGCAGCAAGUGCUCUAUCAGUGUCAAAUACACUUAUUCCUGCCCAACCCUCACCAAUAAUGGGUACCUCUGAAACAAACCUGGCUGAUUUUACCAUGAGUGAAGCUAAACCAGAAAGCAGCAUGCUUAAUGUGGAUAAGGCAGAUGGUGUGCCUGUUAAGGGGAGAAGUACAUAUAGGCAGAAAGCUAGACAGAAGCGUGAUUGUGCCAUUGGUACAACAGAGGCUCCAGUGUCCAUUACCAUCACUACUACUCGAUCUGGGCGCAGGGUAAAAGAGCCAAGGCGUCUGGUUGGACAGAACUCCACCGAGGUGGCUUCUCAAAUUGGCCCACCGAGAAGACAAGGUACAACAUCUAAGGAGGACAUCAAUCCAGAGGAAGGAAGUGCUGAGGCAGAGAAUAAGAGCAGAGCCCAAAAUGCAAAUCAACCAGAGGUGAAUGUGCCCAUUCUGGAUGGAAGUGACCAAAAUAUUUCGAACAGCAAAACUGAGAUGGACAAUGAUGUGGAAGAUGAUAAUUUUGAUGGCAAUGCUGGUGUCGAUGCUCUCAGUGAUGGCACGGAUGAAGAGUACAUACCCAGUAGUUCACCCAAUAUCAUGGCAAUGUCUGGGCAAAGACCCAAACGCAGGUACCAGGGAAAGCCUUUUGAUAAAGAGAAAGGAGAUGACACAACUAAGGAAAGCAGGAAAGGUUCUGUGCAGUGCCCCACUUGUCAUAAAACAUUCCUGAGCAAAUACUACCUCAAGGUUCAUAACAGGAGACACACAGGGGAAAAACCAUUUAAGUGCGAGAGUUGUGGAAAAUGUUACUACAGAAAGGAGAAUCUCCUUGAACAUCAGAGAAGAAAUUGUCAGAGCAGAACGGAAGUGGUGUUUUCAUGCUCAGUGUGCUCGAAGAUAUUUCAUCGCCGACUAGAGCUACGGGUUCAUAUGGUCUCACAUACAGGGGAGAUGCCAAACAAGUGUACCUCAUGCUCUGAACAGUUUAUGCAGAAAAAGGACCUCAGGAUCCACCUGAUCAAAGUUCAUGGAGCUCCUAAACCUCAUGCGUGCUCUCUUUGCACCAAGUGCUUCUUUUCACGCACAGAACUGCAUCUUCAUGAGGCCUCAAAGCACCGCGGAGAGAAGCUCUUUGUAUGUGAGGAAUGUGGUCACCGUGCCUCUAGCCGGAAUGGCUUGCAGAUGCACAUAAAAGCAAUACACAGGAAUGAGCGACCAUUUGUGUGUGAAUUCUGCAGCCAUGCCUUCACCCAAAAAGCCAAUCUCAACAUGCACCUCCGCACACACACAGGGGAGAAGCCUUUCCAGUGUCACUUGUGUGGCAAAACGUUCCGUACACAAGCCAGUCUUGAUAAGCACCACCGCACACACACUGGUGAGCGUCCCUACGCCUGUGAGUUCUGUGAGCAGCGUUUCACCGAGAAAGGUCCCCUGCUCCGACAUGUUGCCAGCAAACAUCAAGAGGGGCGCCCUCAUUACUGCCAAAUCUGCAGCAAGACCUUUAAGGCUGUUGAACAGCUUCGUGUUCAUGUGCGGCGUCACAAAGGAAUGAGAAAGUUUGAGUGUUCGCAGUGUGGCUACAAGUUCACCAGACAGGCCCAUCUUAGGCGGCAUGCUCAGAUCCACAAUCGUGUGGAAAACUACAACCCCCGGCAACGACGUCUACGUAACCUCAUUGUGGAGGUGAUUGAAGACAAGGAAAAGACUUCAGCCACUCCUCCAGUUAAACAAGGGGUUGCUGAGUCACAAACUGAUGUCAUUGCUGGUGUUACAAUACAACCAGGUGCCAUCAUGGUGCAAGAAGUUGUGCCAGUCCAAGGAGCAUCUGAACCAAGCAAUGGAGAAAGCCAGACUGUAUUUCCAGUCUUAUCAACACCAGGCACCAGCACUGGUGGGGGGCAGGCUGAAUUUUCUGUGUUACCUACACAAGCUGCGUCCUCAAAUGAUGGGGAGACAGAGUUUACAGUGGUGGAUGUGUUGGAGCACAACUUACUGGGGACAGAUACAUAUCCCAUUCAGCAAACUGAGGCAGACAACUAAGCCAGAGAGCAUGCAGCAAGAGGGAGAGAUUGGGAUUUAACUGAAUACAAAACUGAACAACAAAAACACACAAUUGAGAUCAAAUCACAUAAUACCCAACCAAAUUAGAUUUGUAAAAAAGUAUGUAUGUGUCAGGACAUGGUAUGGGGUAUGAUAACACAUCCCUCAAAGCAGAGAAUAAUCAAAUAAAAAUGUAGUUCUAUC
Alosa alosa (allis shad) is the source of this 2741-nucleotide messenger RNA. It is a transcript of the gene zbtb48, whose product is annotated as zinc finger and BTB domain containing 48. The transcript has 11 exons. The record is from RefSeq and is a predicted model, not a curated record. The coding region runs from base 201 to 2537 and encodes 778 amino acids. Gene Ontology annotation, cellular component: nucleus. Lineage: Eukaryota; Metazoa; Chordata; Actinopteri; Clupeiformes; Clupeidae. Gene Ontology annotation, molecular function: DNA-binding transcription factor activity, RNA polymerase II-specific; RNA polymerase II transcription regulatory region sequence-specific DNA binding; protein binding. Gene Ontology annotation, biological process: regulation of transcription by RNA polymerase II.